Adineta steineri is the source of this 647-nucleotide messenger RNA. NCBI's taxonomy places the organism in Eukaryota, Metazoa, Rotifera, Eurotatoria, Adinetida, Adinetidae. The record is from the annotation of a GenBank genome assembly.
CAAAUUUUGGUCGUUUUAUUGGAUCAGAUACAUAUGCAGCUGAUCCAAUAAAACGACCAAAAUUUGAACAUAAAUCAUUAAAUGCAUCUGGAGAAGAACUUUAUUUAAAACCAGGAAAAGGUUUUCAAACAACAAGUCUUUCAUGUACAAAUAAAAUUAAUCGAUGGAUUUAUCAAGGUAUUGAAGGAACACUUUUAAAUCAAUUAAUAUUAUCACCAAUUAAAUUAUCUGGUUUAAUUAUUCAAACAAAUACUGAUUUAUCUUCUAUAUUUAAAGACAUAUCUGUUAUAUCUGUGAAAGAAUCUUUUGAUUAUGGUCCAUCAUCUCAACGAAUUCGUCCUUGUGCAAUGUCAAUAGCUUGGUGGACAGGUCUAGAUCCAUCUUCUUCUGUGAUUACAGUUGAUGGAUAUCCUUUAGGACAAGUUAAAAAAUUAAGACAUAAACAACAAUAUGCAAAUUCAAUAGGUAAAUGUUCUCUAUUUAAACUUUAUCUUCAACUAAUGGAUAAUCUAUCAUCAAAAACAACAACAUAUGCACAAGCCAAAGCUCUAUCCUCAAAUUCAUUAAGAAAUCAAUUUAUGUUAGAUAAUCCACAAUGGAUAAUAACUGAUCCAAAUAUAUUUUAUUCAUUCACUCUAUCUUCUUGA